AUGCACUCGGCCGUUGCGUCGCGGAUGAGCGCACACUUCAAGUCUCAAUCCGUUCUGACUGCCACCGCCGUAUCGCUGCUUGCAUUACCGACUUCUUCUGCUGGUACUCUAGGCAUCAAGUCCUCGACUUCUCUGUCCUCCGAGCCAUUCGUCACUGCGCCUCCUGCUCCCGCUUCUGAGCCACCUACACAGGGCGCCAUCGUGGACACUCCUAACCCAAGCUCCGAUGCAUCCAAGCAGAAGGACGAGCGGUCCCGAUUCUCAUCGCUCUUGGCGGUCUUUAUGAUCCUCGGCGCGCUGGUCCUUCUCGGGAUCUCCACCGUCUGUCUCCGCUGUGGCGUCCCAGGCUUCAAGCGCAUCCUCACGCGUCGCAAGAGGAACACCAUGACGGAGCGGACGAUCGAAGAAGGCUUCCGCGACAUCUCCAAGUUCAUCCCUCCUCAUGUUGUGCAGAAGAAGACUAGUUUCCUGGUGCCAAGUCACCCGCCUAUCGUGACCGGCUCUUCACGCACUGGUGGUAGCGCUUCGUCUUCAUUAAGACUGGCCCCGACACUUGCGUAUUCAAGUCGACCCCCGGACUCGAGCUCGUUACAAGCCGUUCACGGGGGCGUAUAUGGCAGUGUCCCUUCCCGCACCACCUCGUGGAUCACUGAAGAAGGCUUCGAAGACGUGACACAUAUACUUUCCGCUUCCACAUUCGCAGCAUCGCGUGUUUCCGACUCCUCGACAUCCUCCGUACGGCUUUCCGUGGCUUCGGUAAACUCCACACGUCUCAGCAGGCACGUGUCUGCCGGCCGUCGAUUUACGCCCUCUUCGUCGCGCGCAAGCCAAGGCGCGGUCAGCGUCUAUGCCCAAUCCUACACCACUUGUGAGAGCCGCUACUCUACGCCUAGCAUCGGUGCUGCCAGCACGGUCUCAGCCGCGACCGCGCGUGCGACAUCGCCCUCGUCAGCCUCGGGCUCGAACAUGGACGCAGGUCCUUCCACCUCGCACUCAAGCGCCGACUCCUUCCACUCUCCCGAGUCGGGCUCAAGCUCCUCAAGACUCUCCUCUUGUUCUUCUGGCUCGGCUUCCCUCUCCGACCUGCCUAUGACCCCGCCCCAGCCGGAGUAUCAGCCCUUGCAUCAUGCGGCGCAGACACCUUCACCUUCCCGACUACCCGUAUACGCGAAGCUGGCGCCGAUCGCGGAGGAGGUCCUUCUCCCCCACCCUGUCUCCCGCCGCGGGGUUGGGCGCGGGGUCGCGCUUCCCGACUGGCGCACGCUCCCGAGCGCGCCCAGUACGCGUCCGUAUGCGGCGCCGAAGAUCCCGCUCCCGCCGCUCCCCGCUGCAGCGCCGGUGCGACGUGGGCGAGCGGACACGCUGCGCCCUGGGGCACCGCUCGCUAUGGGAAGCCGGACGGUUGUCCUCAUGCGAGGAUCAUAG
Molecule: messenger RNA, 1425 nt
Organism: Epithele typhae
Lineage: Eukaryota; Fungi; Basidiomycota; Agaricomycetes; Polyporales; Epitheliaceae
Exons: 1
Coding region: 1-1425 (474 amino acids)
Source: RefSeq, a predicted model, not a curated record